Drosophila eugracilis is the source of this 1262-nucleotide messenger RNA. Its product is annotated as box C/D snoRNA protein 1. Gene Ontology annotation, biological process: maturation of LSU-rRNA from tricistronic rRNA transcript (SSU-rRNA, 5.8S rRNA, LSU-rRNA); snoRNA localization; box C/D snoRNP assembly. The transcript has 3 exons. Lineage: Eukaryota; Metazoa; Arthropoda; Insecta; Diptera; Drosophilidae. The coding region runs from base 84 to 1094 and encodes 336 amino acids. Gene Ontology annotation, cellular component: pre-snoRNP complex; nucleus. The record is from RefSeq and is a predicted model, not a curated record.
UUAGGCAAAGAACAGUUGCUCAGCACUUUCGAAUGUAAACAAUAGCAACACGCGGAUUCAGUUGGAAUUUAAACAAAAAGACAAUGUCCGCGGAAACCAGCAUUGAGACUAGUACGAUGCGCCUGGGAAUAUGCGAGGUAUGUGCUGCCAAGGAGGCGCGUUAUGCGUGUCCCAAAUGCGAGGUGAAAACGUGCAGCCUGCCAUGCGUCCAGAUCCACAAGAAGGAGCUUAACUGCGAUGGCCAGCGCGAUCGGACCAAGUUCGUGCCCCUCAGCGAGAUGACAUCGAGGGAAUUUAUGAGUGACUAUUGCUUUUUGGAGGAAUGCACCCGCUAUGCAGAAAAUCGGAAAACCGAUCAGUGUAAACGAUUCACCCACGAUCAAAGAAAUCUUCCUGUGGCUCAGCAUCGGAUGCGGACAGCGGCCAAGAGGCGUAAUAUUGAUCUCCGAUUACAAUUGGCAAAUUUUAGCCGGCACAAAGAGAACACCACAUAUCUAAACUGGAAGUUGGGGAGGUUCUAUUGGCGCGUAGAAUGGCUAUUUGCAAACAUUCCCAUCGAGAUGAACCAUUCUAAGGAUGUGGUGCGAUUUGUGGACGAUCGAUGUGAUGAGGAGGUUACGCUGUCCGAUCUAAUUCUCAAGUAUGUUGAUCUGAAGGAGGAGACGGCCCGGGAUAAUCGCAAAGUGCUGGCGAACCACCAAACUGCUGGCAUUGGGCAAUUGUAUUUUUGGCUAAGAGCCGAGGGCGUCCGGCGCAGCUCCACAAGAUGUUAUCCAUUGGAGGCAGAUAAAAAGCUGGGCGACAAUCUAGUCGGCAAGACCAUUGUGGAGUUUCCAACCAUUUUCGUUACCUAUGAAUCGAAGCCACCAGGAGGACAUGAAGCCAUCGACAGCAGUGAAGAACUCGAGGAGGAGGAAGAGCUACCUGUAAAGAAACCAAGACCAUCUUCAAAAAAAAGCACAACUGAUGAAGAAUCCGAUGAGCCUCAUGAUGUCUACCAUGAUCUGGCUGCAGGCUUUGCUGGUGAAGAUCUGAGUGAAGCUGAAGACGAUGAAGAAUUUGAGGCACUUUUUAAAGAACACCUGGAGCAGUAGGAUCAAACGCAGGGCAUCCCUGGAAGAAGGCAUAGAAAAUGCUCCCAAAGGAACCAAAAUAACCCAUUAAUAAUCAACAUUAUAAAAUCGAGACAAAUAUCCUGAAAGGUCGUAAUGCCAUUCGUAACCAUUAAUACUUAAGUAAAUAAAACAACUAGCUUAUACAUA